This is a messenger RNA of Acanthosepion pharaonis, 606 nucleotides long. Lineage: Eukaryota; Metazoa; Mollusca; Cephalopoda; Sepiida; Sepiidae. The record is from the annotation of a GenBank genome assembly.
AUGAAUAUAAACGGACCUAAUAUCCCAGAUCCUAUCUAUCUAUCUAUCUAUCUAUCUAUCUAUCUAUCUAUCUAUCUAUCUAUCUAUCUAUCUAUCUCAUUCUGUUUAUAUCUAUCUAUCUAUCUAUCUAUCUAUCUAUCUAUAUAUAUAUAUUCUAUUCAUAUCUAUCUCAGUCUGUUCCUAUCUAUCUAUCUAUCUAUCUAUCUAUCUAUCUAUAUAUAUAUAUAUAUAUAUAUAUAUAUAUAUAUAUGUCAGGUUCUUCAUAUCUAUCUCAGUCAGUUCCUAUCUAUCUAUUUCAUUAUGUUCAUAUCUAUCUAUCUAUCUAUCUAUCUAUCUAUCUAUCUAUCUAUCUAUCUAUCUAUCUAUGUCUAUCUCAUUCUCUUCAUAUAUAUCUAUGUAUUUCAUUCUGUUCAUAUCUAUCUAUCUCCUUCUGUUCAUAUCUAUCCAUAUAUCUAUCUCAUUCUGCUCAUAUCUAUCUAUCUAUCUAUCUAUCUAUCUAUCUAUCUAUCUAUCUAUCCCUAUUUAACAUGUUUCUAUCUACGCUUCUUUCUUUCUUUCUUUCUUUCUUUCUUUCUUUCUUUCUUUCUUGUAUCAGUUCUCCCUUAA